AGUGCCCCGCAUGCUCCGAUAUGUCCGCCGCCAAAAACGCUCAUUUCACAGAAGAAAUAUUUUUCUUUUCGGAAGAAGAUCCCUACAAAGCGGCCCUAUUUUCUUUUUCACACAGAAAAAAGUCGAAGAAUCCGAAAACCGACGAUGUACGCCAGGACUAACACCGGCAGCACACACGGAGACUUUCAAGACAGAAACGGAGUGAAUUAUGUGACGUCGACAGAGUCUUUCGGCCACUGCUCUCAAUUGUUCUGGAAAAAAGACCCGAACGACUCCGGACCAAGUUCGACCAUCAGCUGGUGCGAGCAGCUUCCCUCGUCCUCGGCAGCCCUCUCCACUUCCAGCCUCUCCUCAGCGUCACUGUCCAGCUCCAGUCUCUCCUUGGAGUCCCGAGCGCCGGCACCAGCACCAGCGACGACGGCGUCAGACGACAUGGAAUCAGACGAGAGGCCGUACGUCUGCGACCUGUGCACCUGCGCCUACAAGCACGCCAGCUCCCUGCUCAACCACAAGCUCACCCACAAGACCGGAGACUUCAGGUGUGACUUUUGUAGCAAGCCCUACACCAACUACAUGUCCCUGCGCAACCACAUGCGAAUCCACGGUCAGAAGCGCUACAUGUGCGAUCUGUGCGGGAAGGCCUUCCGCUUAGCCCGGUACCUCCGCAACCACCAGAGGAUCCACGACGACGGGCCCAACCGCUUCGACUGUCCCUCCUGCUGCAAGAGCUACAGGACCAUGCUGGAGCUGGCCCAGCACCGCUGCACCGCCGCUGCAUCCAACCAGAAUCGGUUCAACUGCCCGUCCUGCUUUAAGAGCUACCGAACCAUGCUGGACCUGGCCCAGCACCGCUGCAGCGCCGCGGCCAAAAACCAGUCUGGCGGUCGUCGCAAUUUCUCCAACGCUCAUCGCCGUCAGCAGCAACAACAGCAACAACAACAGCAGCAGCAACAGCAGAACAGCGCUAACUCCAUGAUGCAACCGCAGCACGGAGGACACGGCCAGCAGGAACCUCUGCCCUCCCACUGCGUGUCCCCCAUGUCCCAGGGAGGCGGUGGAGUGAGCAGCCAGCCUGACCACCAGGGUCGUCCCAGCUCGGUGUCCUCCCAGAGCAGCCAGCAGAGCAUGAGGAGCUCAUCCUCCAACAAACACGUCUCCUCCUCCAGCGCCACCCCGUCCUCCUCCUACUCCCUGCUCCAGCCCCUGGUGCCUGAGGUAAAGGAGAUGAGCUCGGGAUACACUAGGCUGAGCGCCAACCCCAUGCCGAAGCACCAGGACACUUUCUCCCUGGCCCCCCAGCGGCCCCUCACCACCAUCAACCCCAUCGUCGGCCACUCCCUCCAUCCGAACGGAGCGCCCACGCUCAAGCCUUCCCCCGUGCCACGCACCAUCCAGGCCAUGCCCUGGGAGCAGCGCUCCCUCUACAAUCAAUGAGACCCGUCGGGAACCAGCCGCUCCCCUUUCACGUCGCGUCCACCACCGCCACAACCACCACCACCCCCCUCACACCCUCCUCCUCUCCACCUCUUUCGGACCCAGCAUCAAGGAGGGAGGAGUUGGGACGCCCCUCUACCCGCUCCCCCUCUGCCCUCCUUUUGGAACGUUGUGUUUGGGGGCCACAUUGAGAACUAGUUGAUUGAUUACUGAGUAGUUAGGUUUAAAAGAUGUGUUGCCUUGACCCUCAUGUAUGAUCUAUGCCAUGUACUGGAUAUAAGUUAAAAUGUCUGUCCUCUCACUAAGAAUUUAUCUCCCGCUCUACUAAAUAUCUAUCCUUCCCAUUAUGAAUAGUGUCUCUCCUCCCCGCCCCACCCGCCCCUCCUUCUUCCAUAUGUUAGAUGAAACAAAGGUUAUUUUUUAUCAGGAGCGUGUCCACACCCUGACGAGACGAAGAGAUUCCAGGGCGCCAUGUUGUCAAAAGUAAAUGUGACAAAAUCCUCCUUCAGUCUGAUUUAUGUUUUUGAACAUAAAACCCAACUUUUAGUUGUCAAACGAGGCUUUUGGAAAGAAGAAGGGGAAACCUGAACUGUCUUUUUCUUUUUCUCUUUGUUUUUUUUUUUUUUUGUUACUCCCUUCAACGUGCUCCAGAAUGAAGGUUGUGUAUAUUGUACGUUAGGAGGUGUCAUGUCUAUUUCCAGAAACAAAAAAACAAAAACAUUUUCCCUUCUCUCCGACGUCACAGCGCCCACACCUCAUCCACAGCAAAGGACCAUGACGGGAAACUCUCAGCUGACUGCGGGACAUGUUGGUGCCACUGUUGGCUUCUCUCUGUGUGUGUUUGUGAAGACUCGAGCCCUGCUGUUUAAAAAAGGACCUUAAAGUUCUCCAGCACCGACACACACACACAUACACACAAACACACACACUCUUACCUUCUUUUAACACACAACUGAAAGCUCACUUUUUUUCUAAACUCUCAUCUGACCGGUGGCUUGUUGUUAUUGUAGUUUUUUAAUAAUCUGUUGGCUGGGAAUCAAAUCUAGAAGUCUCCAUCCCUUUUUUAUUUUGUUCCAAACUGACUGUUAACAUUGUUUGUUCCUUUUCACUUUAAAGCACUUUAAGACGAGUGCUGUAUUAUUAUUAUUAUUAUAUUAUUAUUAUUAUUACUGUCUCUCCCAACCUCAGUCUAGAGCUGUGUCGGCUGUAAAGAUGUAACAUGCCUUACAUCAACCCCCUCAUCACGAUUCAUCAUCACCAGUGACUUAGCAGCAGGACUGGGCCCGCCUUUGAGCCCAUUAACCCAGCUGCAUCUGGAAGCUACAGUGGCCAAAAUACAGUAUGUGUGCAGCUCUGGAACCCCACCUACGUCCCCCACCUUGGCUCCGACACACCCUCCAGUGUUGCUUUUCUUGUAGAAACCGUCAUUCUUCCUGGGUGGAUUCACAGAACACCUACAGGCCGGGUGUUUUGAAUAAACCGCAGCAGCCACAGCCACAGUUUGGUCGGAUACCGUUAACUCCAAAAAAAAUAAAAAAUUCAGACAUUAAGUCAGUUUGACGAACAACAGUUCAAUCAUGGAUCCUGUAUGUAGUUCUGUUACGUUAUCUCGCUAACAUGGUGUUCAUUGAAAUACCCACAAUUCUACUGACAUUGUAUUAUCUCUUUUUAAAAGUUGUUUCUAUUUUUAUUCAUGACAUGUUUUCAUUGUU
Messenger RNA from Larimichthys crocea (large yellow croaker), 3146 nucleotides. RefSeq names its product zinc finger protein 90. The transcript has 7 exons. NCBI's taxonomy places the organism in Eukaryota, Metazoa, Chordata, Actinopteri, Sciaenidae. Gene Ontology annotation, molecular function: DNA-binding transcription factor activity, RNA polymerase II-specific; RNA polymerase II cis-regulatory region sequence-specific DNA binding. The coding region runs from base 145 to 1434 and encodes 429 amino acids. Gene Ontology annotation, biological process: regulation of DNA-templated transcription. The record is from RefSeq and is a predicted model, not a curated record.